Quercus robur (English oak) is the source of this 2729-nucleotide messenger RNA. RefSeq names its product protein ACCUMULATION AND REPLICATION OF CHLOROPLASTS 3, chloroplastic. Lineage: Eukaryota; Viridiplantae; Streptophyta; Magnoliopsida; Fagales; Fagaceae. Gene Ontology annotation, biological process: chloroplast fission. Gene Ontology annotation, cellular component: chloroplast outer membrane; extrinsic component of plastid membrane; cytosol. Bases 122 to 2503 code for a protein of 793 amino acids. The record is from RefSeq and is a predicted model, not a curated record. The transcript is spliced from 16 exons.
AAAAAAAAUAAACAAAUUUUUGUCUUCACAGUUCACACUGGCCAAAUCCAAAACCUCUCUCAAGUCUCAACUAUCCCAAUCCGCAAUUCGAGUACCGUUUGUAUGAAACUGGUUCCAAACCAUGCCCAUUGCGGUAGAGCUACCCGUAUUCACCAGUGUCCGACCGCUAUCUCGGCCCUCCUCAUUGUCCUCCCCUCAUUCUCCAAAUCCUUUCUUCUUCUUCUUCCAUAAUAAAACCUUCACGAAAUCUAACCUAAGAUUGAAGCGCAGCAGCACAAGUAGAAACAGCAAUUCGAAGCAGUUUCUUCGAAUUUCAAUGAGUUCGGAGAAAAAAGAGUGUGUAGGUGAAGUGAAUGUUGGGGAUGAUAUAUGGGGAGAUUCUGAGUUUGUUGAGGUCAUUGGCAUUGGCAGUAGGAAGGACGCGGUUCUUGAUUUUUGUUUGGACUCGCCUUUCAAGUCGUCGUCCAUGCGGUUUUGGAAUAUUCUCAUGAAAGAUUCAAUGAAGGUGCAAUUACAACAAAGGGUCCUACGAAAAGAUCUUACUCCAAGAAUUGUUGAAGCUCCACUAUCUGUACAAUCAGUUCCAAAACCUAUUAUUCUUGUUGCUAGUGCAGGGGAUGAAUUUGAUCAUGUUACAGCAGUUGAUAUUCUGAGGACGAUAAAAUCUGCAAAUGGAUUUACCGUUGUUAUUAUUUUGAAGCCAUUCAGCUUUGAAGGGCAGAGGCGCCAAGAUGAGGUUAAACGUUUGGUAGGAAAGCUUCAGGAACAUACAAAUUUGUUUAUUGAUGUUGACACUGACAUGCUACUCAGAAAGGAUUUGGUUACUCUGGAUGAGGCUGUAAAGACUGCAAAUAAUGCUGUUCUAUUGGCUAUUAAUGCCAUAUCUGUUCUUGUAUCUGAGAGACACAGAAAAUUUAUUGAUGUAUCACACGGUGAUGUGAAGGAAGUCCAAGUUUCAGAACUUACUAAAAUUCUGCAAAGCUAUAACGAAGCAAAAGUUGGAUUUGGAGCUGGUUACGAUGCCAAAACUUCAAUUUUACAAUCUCUGUAUGACUGUCCCUUCCUUGGUGUUGGUGUAAAGGACUUGAAUGGCAUGGUUAUAUGCAUCCUUGCAAGUUCAGAGACUGUCAACAACAGUGAUAUACAUGCCUUUCUGUGUACUUUCCGUCAAAUUACAGAAUACACACAAAGCAUUAUUUUAUCUGUUAUUCACGAGCCUAAUCUGGAGCCCAACCUGCUAGUAACAACAGUUCUUAUAGUAGGUGAUACUGGGCAACAGUCUUCUCAGAAAAACAGCAGCAUAUUGUCUACACUGGCCCAGCAUUUCCCUUUUGUUUUUGAUCUUCUAAGGAAACACCACCCGCAGUUCAAUGACAUUCAGGGAAAACAUUUACGUGUAAAUGCAAGUUGUGAAGGGAUAAAUUCAGGACUGACUCAUGAGAGAGGAAAUGGGAUUGAUGAAAACAGUACAGCUGAAGAUUUACAGACAGUCUUGAGCAGAGAUGACAAUGAGUUAUAUGCUUCAAGGAAUUAUAAUAGUGAAUCUGAACAAAGUGAGGUUGGAUUAGCGGAAACCAGUACCAAGUCUUUCAGAUUUUACAACGCAAUUACUGAAGGAACUCCUGCUUUCCAGAGGGAGCCACUAGUUAGUUGGAACUUGGGGCCUGCAUAUCAGAUUGCAGAGGAGUGGGCUAAAGAAAGAGCUACUGACACUGGAACUGCUCCAAUAAUUGAUGACCUGAGCAUCUUCCACCUUCCAGUUGGAGUACGACCUUCAAAUGAGUUGAGAGACAAUGUUAAUAUCUCACUUACAACACAAAACCCAAAUCCAGAAACUGAUGAUGAUGUGAAAGCACGACCAACUGUUUAUCCAAGCGUUUCUUCUUGGAGUGCAUUGACUGAUGCAGGCUUUGAAGUAGUGAAGGACUUUUAUAAUAGUGCAUUUACUCUAUUUAAUGGAAAAUAUGUUGAUGUCCCUAAGAAGCAAGGAGUUGUCUCUGUUCGUGCAGCAUCUAUGUUGGAAGCAGAAAGAGAUUCACCAAAAAAGUGGAGUCCUAUUGUAGAGAUACAAUACAGAGGAGGGAUUUACAGGGGGCGAUGCCAAGGGGGUCUUCCUGAAGGAAAGGGCCGUCUGGUUCUUGGAGAUGGAAGCAUAUAUGAUGGGACGUGGCGCAAUGGUAAGAAAUCAGGUCUGGGUACAUUCUACUUCAGUAAUGGGGAUGUGUUCCAAGGAUCAUGGAGGGAAGAUGUUAUGCAUGGCAAGGGUUGGUUUUAUUUUCACACUGGGGAUCGCUGGUUUGCUAACUUUUGGAAGGGAAAGGCCAAUGGUGAAGGUCGUUUCUAUUCGAAGUCUGGUGAUGUCUUUUUUGGCCAUUUUCAAGAUGGAUGGCGGCAUGGCCACUUUCUUUGUAUUGAUGUCGAUGGGACAAGGUCUCUUGAGAUUUGGGAUCAAGGUGUUCUUGUAAGUCGUAAGCAAUUGGACUCUGAUACUGAUGUCAAAUAAUUAUUGUUUACUCCUCUUGUUAUGGAAUUAUAUCCGCUUAUAGAUGUAUAUUUUCUCUUCGAUUUUUCCCCUUUUUUUUCGCCCUUUUUUGGCUGUAAUAUGCAAGGAAAAAAACAGGAAGGCAAUAUUCUCACACAUGCACCAACUUUGCCGACUUUGUUGUGUACUGUUCCAUCUCCAUUCUCUCCCUAGUAUUUUAAAUGAAUGUGUAGUUUUUCUUUUUCAA